AUGACGAGCAUCACCCUCGAUGAACUGCUCGCGAUGGAGGCGAACUGCGACCGAGACGAAGUUGUCGACUUGCGCUCACUAGAACUGGUCUCCAGCUACGAUGACCACCUCAUGUGCCCGAUAUGUCACUGCCCUUUCGUUCGCCCCGUGCGCCUUCAGUGUGAUCAUGUCUUCUGUCAGAAGUGUCUAAAUACUGCCAUCACUGCGUUUUCCGCCAGCCGAGACGACUUCACCUGUCCCACCUGCCGGACUCCCACGAGGGGUGUCUACCUCAACGUGCCUCGUCUGCUACUCAAUAUGUGUGAUGAUAUCAAAGUGCGAUGUCCUUUUCGGGAUGAAGGUUGCGAGGAGAUUAUACCAAGAGGUCAGAUUCAGUCUCAUGUCGACAAGUAUUGUGGCUACAGGCUCAUGAAGUGUCCGGAUAGCUCUUGCAACAAGACGACCCGGAAGAAGGACCUCAGUUCUGAGGGCCGGUGCUUGCAUGAGCUUCAACGCUGUCUACGAUGCGACGAGUAUGUCGCGGAACAAGAUUACGAGGAACAUGUCAAGGAUCUAUGCCCGAGUCUUAAAACAACAUGUCCCGACUGCCAGAUAAGCGUCCUACGCAAAUCACUGCGGGAACACAUCGACUCCUGCCCCGAGGUUGUCCAUCCUUGCGCGGCCUCGAAAUACGGCUGUCCCGUCAAGGUCAAGCGUGCAGACCUGACGACACACGAACAGACUUGUCCGCUGAUAGCCAUGGGCCCGUAUUUUGAAGCGCAGAAUGCACGACUCGAUUCUCUUGAACUUACCAUCCGUCACCUUCAACAGCGGAACGAGAUUUUCGAGGACGGAAUUUCCAACAUCCGCUCGACAUUAGCCCAGUCGACUCGUACUCUAGCCGAGCAAGAUCCCCCGACAAAUUCCGAUGCCCCUCGUCGACGAGAUUCGGCAAGCAAUCAAUCUCAGAUCGACAGCUCUAACCUCUAUACUGCCACUACAACGAACUACUUACUCUCCCUCCACGAGUCUCUUCGCGAAGAGGUCGGACAGCUCUCCAACGCCAUCACAGAUCUAGACGCCCGUGCUAGCAUGGCUCUCAUGAACGAAUGUCUUCGCUUAAAAGAAGACAUGGCGCACACCAACGCAGCCGUGGGCAGCAUUCGCAUGCAGGUGCAGUGGCUCUUGAACCCUCGUCUGCAUCAGGGCCAGCGAGCAGGUGCACGUCCAAACAACGCUAGUGGCAGCAACGGCAGCCCUGCGUCUGCGUCCGGGCCGAGUAGUGCCGCUGGUCCUUCUACUGCUUUUCUUCGACCGCGGAGACUCAGCGAUAGCGGACGAGAGGGGACCAAACUAUGA
Aspergillus niger is the source of this 1338-nucleotide messenger RNA. RefSeq lists its product as uncharacterized. The coding region runs from base 1 to 1338 and encodes 445 amino acids. Gene Ontology annotation, molecular function: zinc ion binding. The record is from RefSeq and is a predicted model, not a curated record. NCBI's taxonomy places the organism in Eukaryota, Fungi, Ascomycota, Eurotiomycetes, Eurotiales, Aspergillaceae. The transcript is spliced from 2 exons.